Molecule: messenger RNA, 7619 nt
Organism: Thalassophryne amazonica
Lineage: Eukaryota; Metazoa; Chordata; Actinopteri; Batrachoidiformes; Batrachoididae
Gene: hectd2
Product: HECT domain containing 2
Exons: 22
Coding region: 280-2730 (816 amino acids)
Biological process (GO): protein polyubiquitination
Molecular function (GO): ubiquitin protein ligase activity
Source: RefSeq, a predicted model, not a curated record
UCCCGUGUGUGUGUGUGUGUGUGUGUGUGUGUGUGUGUGUGUGUGUGUGUGUGUGUGUGUGUGUGUGUGUGUGUGUGUGUGUGUUCUCUCUCCUCCCCUCUUCCUCCGAACAUGGCGCCGGCUCUGAGCUGCGCUGCCUUCCACGCAGACGACACCGAUCGGGACAGAAAGAAGAGGAAACGGAGGAGAAGCGGACACAGACCGCUGAUGAAGGUCUUCUAAAAGCUUUCUAUUUUUACUUUUUUCCACACUGAGACGCCUCCGCUGUCUUCGCGGUGCAUGCCGGGAGCUUUACGCGCGGCUUUGGAGACGUUUACGCGUCAGUCUGUGCGUAACGGAGCUCCCACCUGUUGGACGGACUCGGUUCGGUCCGGGUUUGUUUGGGGAGCAGAAGGUGCGGAACCAUGUGAGCAGGUGAAGACCCGCAGAGGAACCAAGGACAGGAUGGACGGAGAACCCUGUCCACCGUCCGGAGGAGGAAUGGACAGAGACAAACUGCCUCCCAUCUACUCCAACUGUGCUCCAGCUGGUUUGGGGCACGGAGCCAAGCCGCCGUUUCCGUCUCUGGGCACCUUCAUCUCCACACUGAGUCAGCGGCGGGACACAGGGGGGCGGGGCUUAGCAAGCAUCUCUGGCACCAUGACAACCAACACCAGCCUGAGACAUGGGAGCGAACUGCCGCCAAUCUGUAGCGAUGUCCGUCAGAAGCAGCGGAUCUCCAUCGACACGCUGCCACCGGAGGUCAAAGCUCCGUUCCCCUCUGACCCCAUCAUCCCAUUGCGCACCAAAACCACCAAAGAGUUCCAGGAGGACAUGGAGCGAGCCGUCCAAUCAGGGGACUGGAGGGAGGUCCGGGAGUUUUACCUGACCACCUUCGACUCUUUCAUCGAAAUCAACGCUGCCUUCAAGCGGGAGGCAAACGGAUCUUUUAACACUGUAGACGACUCUGGAGUCAACACCAAGUUUGUCAACACGGUUUAUGAUGCUCUGCUCAGCACCCCGCAGGACAUCCAGAAGUCGGUGCUGAAGGGGAUCAUCAACAGCCUGCUGCGGGAGUGGAAAGGGCCGCGGACUAAAGAUGACCUGCGAGCUUAUUUCAUCCUGGUUCAGAACCCACAGUAUUCUAACACCAGCACCUACGUGAUCUACGCUCACCUGCUGCGGCAAAUAGCAGCGCUGUCUGAAGCCGACCAUCACUUCCUGGUUCACUGGCUCAAAAAGCUCUCGGCGCGGCGCUUCAGGCAGCUGGUGGAGCGCCUCCUGCAGUUCAUCUCCACUCGUCUGUUUCCGGCAGAACCUGACGAGCUGCCUCCUCUGGCCAAGUGCUCCUGGUGGAUCCCGUCUGCGACCAAAGUGCUGAGUCUGUUCAAUGCGGCCAACAGUGUCUCGUCUCCUCCCAUCAUGCCUUUCACUGACUUCUACAACAUCACUCUGGAGCACAUUGACUUCAUGGACGAGUAUCGGACCUGGCAGAACUACGGCAGCUCAAACAAGUUUUCAUUCUGUCAGUUUCCAUUCAUUCUGUCGACGGUGGUGAAGAAAGCUAUCAUCCAAAAAGACUCUGAGCAACAGAUGAUCAGCCAGGCCAGGCAAAGUCUGGUCAGUAAGGUGUCUCGCAGGCAGAGAGUGGACAUGAACCUUCUGUUCCUCAACAUCAAAGUGCGACGAGCACAACUCCUCAGCGACUCGCUGGACGAGUUAACGAGGAAGCGGUGCGACCUGAAGAAGAAGCUGAGGGUGACGUUUGUCGGGGAGGCGGGGCUAGACAUGGGCGGCCUGACAAAGGAGUGGUUCCUGCUGCUGGUGCGACAGAUCUUCCACACCGACUAUGGCAUGUUUACCUACACGAAGGACUCGCGCUGUCAUUGGUUCAGCAGUUGGAAGUGUGAUAACUACUUGGAGUUCCAGCUGGUCGGGACUCUGAUGGGUUUAGCUGUUUAUAACAGCAUCGCUCUGGACAUCCACUUUCCUCUGUACUGUUACAGGAAGCUCCUGACUCCGCCUACUGUACCCUGCGACCAAAAUGCCCUCGUUGGCAUGGCAACCGCCACCCUGGACGACCUGCAGCAGAUCAUGCCAGAGCUGGCUCACGGUUUGGGAGAGCUGCUGAUCUAUGAAGGAAAUGUGGAGGAGGACUUCUGCCUCACCUUCCAGGUGCUGCAGGAGGAGAUGGGCGUGGUCAAGUCCUACAACCUGAAGGCCGGGGGAGACAAGAUUCCUGUCACGAAGCAGAACAGAAAGGACUACGUCCAGCUCUACGUCGACUUUCUGCUGAAUAAAUCCAUUUAUAAGCAGUUUGCUGCCUUCUAUCACGGCUUCCACAGUGUGUGUGCUUCUGAUGCGCUCAUGCUGCUGCGCCCGGAGGAGGUGGAGAUGUUGGUCUGUGGCAACCCAGAGCUGGACAUGAGCAUCCUGCAGAAGGCCGCUCAGUAUGAAGGAUACAGCAAGACGGACGCCACCGUGCGGUGUUUCUGGGACGUGGUGUUGGCGUUCCCGCUGGAGCUGCAGAAGAAGCUCCUUCACUUCGCCACAGGCAGCGACCGUGUUCCAGUUGGAGGGAUGGCUGACCUCAACUUCAAAAUCUCCAAGAUCGAUGUGUCAACUGACUGGUUGCCGAUCUCUCACACCUGCUUCAACCAGAUCUGUCUGCCGCCAUAUCGAACCAGGAAGGAGCUGAAACACAAACUCACCAUCGCCAUGUCCAACGCCGAGGGCUUUGGGCUGGAGUGACGACGCCCACGCUGAACACACACAGGACCGCAAGCUCCUUAGCUGCCCAUCACAGUGGGCCCUGGGUCAGACUGCAGGACCGGGAUCUUUGGUUUGGGUCUCAUUUGUUGCCUUGGCUCUGUGUGUCAACAUGUCUGAGGGAACCAGGUCUUGGUGACCAGCAUGGACGGUGAGUGUGAACUUUGAAGCGCAUCAUGAGCAGAGGUCACCUGCACCGGGGGGGGGGGGGCUGCUCCAGACCGCUUUGGGUCAUGUUCCAUAAUCCACGAGUCCUUUGAAGACCAGAUCUUCUUGGACAACUGCUUCUGUUUGUUUCUGUAUGCAUCUGUCCAGAGCCAGAUCUCAACAGGUAUGAUGAUGUCACACUGCUAACCGUUUGGUAACAUGUGCUAAAGCAGUUACAUUUACCAGAAAUCGCACUACUCCUUUGUUAAAUGAUGAAUCGGUGUCCAGGAUUCUGCAAAUCCCCAACAUUGGCUCAUAAAGACAAGAGCAGUCUGUCCCGCAGACAGCUUCAGGUGAUGGAGCACUUGACCCCUAUAGUGAUGGUAUACCCCCUCUGCCAUUGAGUGCUAAUAACUUGUAUCCUUCACAAUAAAAGCAUAUUGAUGUUAGGCCAACAGCAGGUGAACUCAAAACAGGAGCUUUAUUUUGAAAGGGGAAUGCUUGUGGUCAGGCUAACAUUAGCUACCUAGCAGAGAUAAGCUAACAUUAUGUAUUUAAAUGCCUGCAAAGUUCCAAAAGUUGUCUUGUAAUUUUUGAUCUCUGUGCUUGAUGUUUGGAGCUUGUUAGGUUGGAACCUAUAAAGACUUAAACUCAUCACAAACACUUUAAAUCAGCAGGAUUACUGACUGAAAGACAAGACGACCUGGACUGCAGGAAAAUUAUGUCAUUUUUUAAAAUGCAGAUUUUAACUUUUAAAGGUGGUUUGAAAAGAUUUUUAACACAUCAGUGUAUCAGGAAACAUCCUCAGUGUUGUUAAAAGACUCAAUGGUGUUUGUACAAAAAAGCUUGCUUUUUUUGCCCAGGUAUUUACACAUGUGUUUGUUUGUUUGUUUCCACAGUAGUAUUUACCCACAAUCCACUUGGCUCAGUGUAAAUAAAACAUUUUUUGUUAAAAAAAAUCUAGAUAUCAAAGUGGGACAUGUUUGUAUUUACGUUCAUGACACAUAACCUCCGUUAGCAUGCAGAUUUGUUAAAGCUGACAGGCUAGGUUAGCUAACGUUAAUACACUUACCACUGCAGUUAAGAAUAAACUGCUCCAAGAUGAACGCCUAACCUUUGUCCAGCUCAGAUAUGCCACAUCAUCUUGACCAAGUUUUUGGCAAAAUCAGAAUUUGGAGUUGAGAAGCGACGUCAUGUAGCCAUGCUAAUAAGCCAGCUAGCAAAAAGCCAAAGACGUGAUGCACUGCCUCAGCGGUAAUGGAUUCCACAGCGAUAAUGGCCGGAACAUACAAACAGUAUAGCGAAUGUUCUCGUUAAUUUUGACACUUUCACCACUAAAUGUAUCAAGAACUAAACGACUGCUCAUAUAACAUUUAAUAAGUGAAAAAGACAGUUAUUCAAACACUCUGCGGUGUUUUUGUGGGCUGUUGUGUCUCUUGUAACAGGACGCCCUUCUACUACAAUCUCCCAUGACCCAAAAAAAGUGCAAAAACAGGAUCCGGCUUGUCUCCUAAGUGGUUGGCUUCUAAAGUGCAGACCUGGCAACUGACUGGCUUAUAAAGUGCAGACCUGGCAACUGACUGGCUUAUAAAGUGCAGACGUGGCAACUGACUGGCUUAUAAAGUGCAGACGUGGCAACUGACUGGCUUCUAAAGUGCAGACUAGGCAACUGACUGGCAUGUAAAGUGUGGACCUGGCAACUGACUGGCUUAUAAAGUGCAGACGUGGCAACUGACUGGCUUCUAAAGUGCAGACGUGGCAACUGACUGGCAUGUAAAGUGUGGACCUGGCAACUGACUGGCUUCUAAAGUGCAGACGUGGCAACUGACUGGCUUCUAAAGUGCAGACUAGGCAACUGACUGGCAUGUAAAGUGUGGACCUGGCAACUGCCUGGCUUAUAAAGUGCAGACGUGGCAACUGACUGGCUUCUAAAGUGCAGACGUGGCAACUGACUGGCUUCUAAAGUGCAGACUAGGCAACUGACUGGCAUGUAAAGUGUGGACCUGGCAACUGACUGGCUUCUAAAGUGCAGACGUGGCAACUGACUGGCUUCUAAAGUGCAGACUAGGCAACUGACUGGCAUGUAAAGUGUGGACCUGGCAACUGACUGGCUUAUAAAGUGCAGACGUGGCAACUGACUGGCUUCUAAAGUGCAGACGUGGCAACUGACUGGCUUCUAAAGUGCAGACUAGGCAACUGACUGACUGGCAUGUAAAGUGUGGACCUGGCAACUGACUGGCUUAUAAAGUGCAGACCUGGCAACUGACUGGCUUAUAAAGUGCAGACGUGGCAACUGACUGGCUUCUAAAGCGCAGACUAGGCAACUGACUGGCAUGUAAAGUGUGGACCUGGCAACUGACUGGCUUAUAAAGUGCAGACGUGGCAACUGACUGGCUUAUAAAGUGCAGACGUGGCAACUGACUGGCUUCUAAAGCGCAGACUAGGCAACUGACUGGCAUGUAAAGUGUGGACCUGGCAACUGACUGGCUUCUAAAGUGCAGACGUGGCAACUGACUGGCUUCUAAAGUGCAGACGUGGCAACUGACUGGCUUCUAAAGUGCAGACUAGGCAACUGACUGGCAUGUAAAGUGUGGACCUGGCAACUGACUGGCUUAUAAAGUGCAGACGUGGCAACUGACUGGCUUCUAAAGUGCAGACGUGGCAACUGACUGGCUUCUAAAGUGCAGACUAGGCAACUGACUGGCAUGUAAAAUGUGGACCUGGCAACUGACUGGCUUAUAAAGUGCAGACGUGGCAACUGACUGGCUUCUAAAGUGCAGACUAGGCAACUGACUGGCAUGUAAAGUGUGGACCUGGCAACUGACUGGCUUAUAAAGUGCAGACGUGGCAACUGACUGGCUUCUAAAGUGCAGACGUGGCAACUGACUGGCUUCUAAAGUGCAGACUAGGCAACUGACUGGCAUGUAAAAUGUGGACCUGGCAACUGACUGGCUUAUAAAGUGCAGACGUGGCAACUGACUGGCAUGUAAAGUGCAGACUAGGCAACUGACUGGCAUGUAAAGUGUGGACCUGGCAACUGACUGGCUUCUAAAGUGCAGACGUGGCAACUGACUGGCUUCUAAAGUGCAGACUAGGCAACUGACUGGCAUGUAAAGUGUGGACCUGGCAACUGACUGGCUUAUAAAGUGCAGACGUGGCAACUGACUGGCUUCUAAAGUGCAGACUAGGCAACUGACUGGCAUGUAAAGUGUGGACCUGGCAACUGACUGGCUUCUAAAGUGCAGACGUGGCAACUGACUGGCUUCUAAAGUGCAGACUAGGCAACUGACUGGCAUGUAAAGUGUGGACCUGGCAACUGACUGGCUUAUAAAGUGCAGACGUGGCAACUGACUGGCUUCUAAAGUGCAGACUAGGCAACUGACUGGCAUGUAAAGUGUGGACCUGGCAACUGACUGGCUUAUAAAGUGCAGACGUGGCAACUGACUGGCUUCUAAAGUGCAGACUAGGCAACUGACUGGCAUGUAAAGUGUGGACCUGGCAACUGACUGGCUUCUAAAGUGCAGACUAGGCAACUGACUGGCAUGUAAAGUGUGGACCUGGCAACUGACUGGCUUCUAAAGUGCAGACGUGGCAACUGACUGGCUUCUAAAGUGCAGACUAGGCAACUGACUGGCAUGUAAAGUGUGGACCUGGCAACCUGCCUGAAAAUGAAAGAAAGGAGCUGUGCCAUCAGCAAGACGAUCAAAAAAAUUUUUUCAAAUUUUUACCCCAACGGAGAACAGUCAAACAAGUUUCAAGCCGUACUCACUGCGAAAGUUAAUGUGCUACCAAUGAUUUUGAGAAUUUUGUUAGUGGGAUUGGCUGGUGAAGAAAAACGUACGUUGUACCUCUGACUACUCCUCAAACUGUGUAUUCAUACAUUCCUGUAGUACUUCAGUUUUGAAAAAAUUGUGACAUACAAAAAUUUGCAAUAAGUGCACAAAUAACAGAAAAAGCUGCAUCGGUUAAUGAAUCGAUUCUGGAAAAUGAAAUCAAAUUUUGGUGUUCCAGGUUUUGUGCGGUGAUUUCUGAGCUCCGUGGGUGAAAUAGUCUUUGUGUAAUCUGAUGAAAUUUGCAUUUUUGUAUCAUUUCGCUUUGUCAGCAAAUGAAGCUUUGUACGUACAAAGUGUGUAUUUGUGUGUGUAUUUUUUUUUUGUUGACAUUGCUGCCUGUUUAUUGAUUAAAAGGCUGCAGCAGAAAUGUAAAAACUUAUGUUUUAAAUGUAAUAAUUGUUUCUCAGUUGUUGGUUUUUUAUCCUUGCUGUCUGCGCAUCGCAAGAUGACCGCUAAUACUAAAGCUAGCUGUGUUGACUUUAAAUGGAAGCUGUCUGUUUUUAUUUGAUGUGAUCUCUGCAGUGUUUAUGCACCACAAACAACAAAACAACAGUUUAUUUGUAGCUGUAUGCUAGUCAGCCAUUAAAUAUUCAACCACGCGCCAUCACGCUAGCAGCAGCGAGGUCAAAGUUCAGGACUUUCAUAUGUUGAUUUUUUUUUUUUUUUACAAAGUUCUCAUCAACUUUUACAUUUGUUUACUGAUUCUCGACCAGAAUCAUUUCUCUGACUAACUAGUACCAACUAGUUAUUUUGUGUUCUGACUAUUGGUGCCACAGAAAGAAAGAGGUCAAAGGUUAAAUGUAACCAUUUUGUUAAAAAAAUGUGUCUUACAAAACUGUCACUUUAUGUGUUAAAGUAAAAAUGAUUUUAAAUAAACUCCAACAUUUUUUU